AACGCUUACGCCUGUACGUUUCGGUAAGGGAUUGGCGAGGUAAGAUGGCGGCGCCAGAGGAGCAAGAAUUAUCUCAGGCGCAGACUGAGAAACUACUUCAGUUUCAGGACUUGACUGGCUUGGAGUCUAUGGACCAAUGUCGUCGCACAUUAGAACAACACAAUUGGAACAUAGAGGCAGCUGUACAGGACAGACUCAACGAGCAGGAAGGAGUUCCUAGUGUGUUUAACCCUCCACCCUCCAGACCCUUACAGGUCAACACAGCAGACCACAGAGUGUACAGCUACAUAGUCUCCAGACCACAACCCAGAGGAUUGCUAGGAUGGAGUUAUUACAUGAUAAUGCUACCUUUCAGAUUUACCUAUUACACUCUUCUGGACAUAUUCAGGUUCGCUCUGCGGUUCGUCCGACCGGACCCUCGCGGCCGUGUCACGGACCCUGUGGGAGAUGUUGUGUCUUUCAUGCAUAGUUUUGAAGAGAAGUAUGGUGGAGCUCACCCGGUAUUUUACCAGGGUACAUAUAGUCAGGCGCUGAAUGAUGCCAAACGUGAGCUACGCUACCUGUUGGUGUAUCUUCAUGGAGAAGACCACCAGGACACGGAUGAGUUCUGCCGUUCCACGUUAUGUACGGAAGAGGUCAUCACCUUCCUCAAUGCACGAAUGCUGUUCUGGGCCUGCUCCACCAGCAAGCCUGAGGGAUACAGAGUGUCCCAGGCCCUGAGGGAGAACACCUAUCCGUUCCUGGCCAUGAUCAUGCUGAAGGACCGGAAGAUGACCGUGGUGGGGAGGCUUGAAGGCCUGAUCCAGCCGGAAGACCUCAUCAACCAGCUGACCUUCAUCAUGGAGGCCAACCAAACAUAUCUGAUGUCUGAGCGACUUGAGCGGGAGGAGAGGAACCAGACGCAGGUGCUCAGGCAGCAGCAGGACGAGGCCUACCUGGUGUCUCUGAGGGCCGACCAGGAGAAGGACCGCAAGAGGAGAGAGGAGCAGGAGCAGAAGAGGCUCGAGGAGGAGAAGGUCCAACAGACCGUCCUCGCCGAGGAGAGGAGACGAAGGAACCUGGAGGAAGAGAAGGAGCGGAAAUCGGAAUGCCUGCCCCAGGAGCCUCCAGUAGAUGACCCAGACAGUGUCAAAAUAGUAUUCAAACUGCCCAACGACACUCGAGUAGAAAGGAGAUUCCUCUUUGGACAGUCUUUGACGGUAAUACAUGACUUCCUGUUCUCGUUGAAAGAAACCCCGGAGAAAUUUCAGAUAGUCACAAACUUCCCCCGCCGGGUGCUGCCCUGCCUCCCCACCGAGGAGCAGCCCAACCCCCCCACGCUGAAGGAGGCUGGGCUCAGCCGCUCAGAGGUCCUGUUCGUUCAGGACCUCACGGACGAUUAACACCCAUCGAUACCUCCUCUAUGUGGAACUUUUUCUUUCUCGCCCCCAUUUAUGUUUUAUUUCCCUUUGUAAAAUCGCCAUUGUACGCAAGGGAUCACAGAUAACAAUCUUACCUGGAAGAGUGUAGGUGCCCCCACCCCCAUCCAGUCCAAAUUUGGUUAUGUUUACAGGGUUCCCACCAACCUGGAAAGUUCUUGAAUUUUAAGAAAUAAAUAAAUAUUAAAAACUUGGACUUGUAAGUCCCUCUUUGUAGGCAUCAGUGUGUGUUUGGUAGGUAGUGUCCUCCCUCUACCAGCAGUAAGCAGACCUCUCUCCUUGCCAGUUUAACCCCCCCCCCCCUCCCUGGCUUAGCUGCCAGUAUUUUAAGUAGUACUAUUGUUUUAACAUACUUACUGGACUUGAAAUCCAUUCUGGCCAUACAAUACCAUACUAUAAUUUUGUACGAAAACAUGUUUUAUCUAAUAAUGUUUUCACUCAUAAAGGCAGGACCUCCUGUUGGUCAGUCCCUAAAACACUUCCCGGGUCAAUCAACUGCCGUUGGUCAAGGAGAGCAAACAAGCCAGCCCAUCACUGAUCUCAGCAGAUGUCCUGGUCCUAGUGUCCUAAGUGUUCAAAGAACAGUGUUGUUACAGAAUGACUGCAUUUAACAACCAUCAAGGGGCAGUGUAACCUUUUUUUGGAAACAUGUUUGCUAACAUGAUGUAUGUCUGUGGCGUGGGAGCCCUGGUUUGAGAGGAGGGCUAACAUGACCCCCUUCACAUGCCCUGUACAUAGGUUAGAUGUCUAAGAACAAGGCUAAAAUUCACUUUUGCUUUUUAUUUUAUUGUGUUUUCAGUUUUUUAUGCAAUCAAGUUGACUAUAUAAUGUAAUUGUUAUGAAACGACCAAAUAAGGGUUGAUUGGUAUGUCAGAGAGAAGUGGGCGGCCUGCAGUUUCUUUUGAAGUUUUAAAAAAGACAAAAAGAUGCCACAGCUUUUCUAUGUGGCUGUAUCUAUAGUAAUAGUACAAGUCUGCCCAUAGUGUGCCUGUGGUUAUUCAUAGAUGCCUAUUUUGCCUGUCUAACAACUGAAUGGGCUGGUCAUGUAAAGAUGUAAUUUUCCAACUAUAAAUUAAACAUUUUAAAAUGUU
Hypomesus transpacificus is the source of this 2509-nucleotide messenger RNA. It is a transcript of the gene faf2, whose product is annotated as Fas associated factor family member 2. Gene Ontology annotation, molecular function: ubiquitin binding. The coding region runs from base 45 to 1382 and encodes 445 amino acids. The transcript has 11 exons. Lineage: Eukaryota; Metazoa; Chordata; Actinopteri; Osmeriformes; Osmeridae. The record is from RefSeq and is a predicted model, not a curated record. Gene Ontology annotation, cellular component: endoplasmic reticulum.